This is a messenger RNA of Pseudomassariella vexata, 1680 nucleotides long. RefSeq lists its product as uncharacterized. The transcript has 2 exons. Bases 1 to 1680 code for a protein of 559 amino acids. NCBI's taxonomy places the organism in Eukaryota, Fungi, Ascomycota, Sordariomycetes, Amphisphaeriales, Pseudomassariaceae. The record is from RefSeq and is a predicted model, not a curated record.
AUGAACUUCCGGGUCACAGUUUUGGGUUUCACCUCCACCGAAGGCAGGAUUGCAUCUGAAGUAAUCACCCACUGCACCAACCUAUCCCAACUCCAGCACUUCUUCAGCCCUACCGAGGAAGAACAACACGAUGCACUACCUUAUCCCAAUCCGACCUGGUCAUCAUCAUUAGACUCAUCUAAAUGCCGCCUCUUCCUUAUUGAAUCCUCCUUCCCUCGCCACUACAGAGCUUGCAGCACCCCCUACAGCCUCGAAGGCCUCCUUAAGUCCCACCUAAACGUGCCCCAAGACCUCUUCCAGACGCAUGCCUGGGAGCGGACUACCUUUGACUUCAACGAGAUUAUCAACUGCCCCCGGUUACCCACGGCAACCAAGUCAGGAAGGCGCUUCUCGCUGGAGUAUUUCGAGUUAUGGGACGUUGGGGCGGCCACCGGCGGGUUUGAAGAUGAGAUUAAGGGGUGGUGGGAUGGGGAGAAGAAGAGACCGAAAUUCAAACAUGGCAGUACGAAUAUUACGUGUGCGGAGACGGGGAGGCAGUUGCAGUGUCAUAAGUGGAAGAAGAGCGAGGGUUGGUUGUUGAUUGCGCCGAGGAAGGUGUCGUUUUGGUAUGUGGGGAGAGGGGAGGGUGAAUGGGAUGUGGUUAUACUCUGUGAUCCUGCACCAGGAUGCAUCAAAGUCGGGGAGACGACAAGCGAACUAAGUGUACGAGCAUUCUACGGUGGAUAUCACGGCUUCAUACCAGAUGACGUCCUUGCCUCCGCCGCUCACGCCUCCACUUCGACCGCAACUACCACAGACAGCUCAUCAACCCGCAGCGAGAACCAAAAACCCCUCACAAAUACAUCCUCAACCCAGUCCACCACCGAAACACCCCCUCACAACAGCACAUUCGACGACCUCCUCUACUACUUCACCCACCACGCCUCCCUUAUCCCGAACCUCUCGGACCCCCACUCUCUGGCUCUCUUUCCCCGAAAGUUAGUAGCAAGCCACUACUGCCAACUUCUCGGCUUUGUAAGCCACCAAACCGCCUCCAUGCGGUCAUCUGGAUGGGCCGUCCAGCGCCGCACACAAGAGGAGAUCGAGGCCUCGAAUCAGGUCGAGACAGCGUGGAGCCAGUUCAAGUGUCCUGAGUACUUGGAAGCAUUGAAUACCGUUCUAGAUGCUCUUGGUAUCUCGGCUGAUGAAGAAUUGCGUAAUAAUAAGUAUCAUUCUUCUUCGUCGAUUUUUAAAGGCGAUCAAGUCGAAGAAGAGUUGGGGGGGCAAGCAAGAGGACAAAGGGAAGGGGAGGGAGGAAUGACUGACUGGCGCUCCCCCACCUCCGACUUCCUCUUCCUACACCGCGAAUUCCGUCUUCGCCUCAGCGAGUACGCCCGCAUGACGAGCUCGCUCGCGGCCCUGAACGGGAUUAUUGGCGGGCGGUUGGGGAUCCUGGAGGCUCGCACGGCGAAAUCACUCACGUUGGUGGCUAUGAUUUUUGCACCCCCGGCGUGCGUGGCUUCAAUUUUUAGUAUACAGGGCAACGCUGCGGCAGAUAGUAGGGGGUUUUGGCAGUAUUGGGCCGCGGCAGUACCGUUGACCGUUUUGGUGUUUUUGGGAACCUACUUAGUGCAUGAACGGGAUGGGGUGAGGAGGGGCUGGAGGAGGAGCAGGGGAAAGUGGGUUGGGGAUGGGAGUUAA